UCUCGCUUUGAUCACCUCACUCACAAUUACAAGCACUCUUUCUCUCUGUCUUCCUCGCUCGUUUACACAUCCUCCAACCUUCAACUUUCAGCUUUUUUUAAUCCCCCUCUCCUUUCCAAAUGGCCAGUGUUGAGGUUGCACAGCAAACACCAGCAACAGUGCAAGAUACAGAAGCAACCGAGGUGACGAAGACCGUGGAAACAACCCCGGAAGAAGUAGCAACUGAGGUUCCUGCCACAGAACAACCAGCUGCCGAGGUUACUGCCCCAGAAGAACCAGCCGAUGAGGUUCCUAACCCAGAAUCAACCACCGAAGAAGCACAAAAGGAAACCACCGAAGUUGCAGCAGAAACAACAACUACAGAAGAAAGCCCAGAUGAUACAAAAAGCGAAGUUCCAGUUGAAGUUGUGAGCGAGGAGAGAGAGACAAAGGAGACAGAGGAAGCGAAGGCAGAGGAAGAGAAGUCAGCAGAAGAGAAAAGUGAGGACGUGAAAGAAAAGGAAACAGCAGAGGAGACCAAAGCAAGUACUGAAACAGAAGCAGCAGUCACAAAGGAAGAGAACAAACCCACUGAGGCAGUGGAAGAGGUUCCUGUUGUUGAGAAGACUGAAGCAUAGACCUAUGGACAGUGUAAGAAAAGAAGUUUGAAAUGGUCCUACUUGUGGGGAUCGGCUCUACCAUUUUGCAUGCCAAGUUCAAAAGCUUUCUCCUAUUUUAUUUCUUUAGUUUUAUAUUAUUAUUAUUAUUAUUAUUAUUAUUAUAUUAUGAUGGUUGUAUGGAGGGUAUACCUACGUGUAAGCACGACACUUGGCUCCACAUCAGCAUGCUUGGCAAGGGAUGACAUGCGUGAGCUUAGGAGUGAUGUUUAUUGGCUGGGUUAAAUGACUUUGUGAUGGUGUGUUAUUGUGUUUCUUUAGCUUUCAAUAAAUAAUAUUUACUUUAUAAGUUA
This is a messenger RNA of Vigna umbellata (rice bean), 949 nucleotides long. Its product is annotated as Vacuolar calcium-binding protein-like protein. Lineage: Eukaryota; Viridiplantae; Streptophyta; Magnoliopsida; Fabales; Fabaceae. The record is from RefSeq and is a predicted model, not a curated record.